Molecule: messenger RNA, 410 nt
Organism: Paramuricea clavata
Lineage: Eukaryota; Metazoa; Cnidaria; Anthozoa; Malacalcyonacea; Plexauridae
Source: the annotation of a GenBank genome assembly
AUGGCGGACGCCAAGGGGCGGGAAAUCGAAGGAGAAAUAACUACAGUUAACAAAAUUUCAAACUUGAACGUGAAUCGUGCCACAGUAGCUGACGUUUCGGGGAGUGCAAAAACGUUUGUAGAAGGUUUGACUGAGAAUACUCAAAUACAGCCAUUCAAAAAUGAUAUUUCUCUUCCAAACAUAAACUGUUCAGACUCUCUAAACAACAGCCAAGUAUCUAUAAAUGAAACUGAGUCAGUGGAGUCACCAGCGUGUGGAACGUCUCAAGGAUCAUCUAAGCCUACUGGAGGAGAUAUAAAUAAAUGUGAAGUUAGUAUGGACCAUAUGUCCGAAGUACAAAACAUUGAUUCUUGUAUUCAACAACCAGAAAAUACUGAAGCAUCUAUAGAAAUGACGGAUAAUUUAUUAAG